This is a messenger RNA of Nannizzia gypsea CBS 118893, 1464 nucleotides long. RefSeq lists its product as hypothetical. NCBI's taxonomy places the organism in Eukaryota, Fungi, Ascomycota, Eurotiomycetes, Onygenales, Arthrodermataceae. The record is from RefSeq and is a predicted model, not a curated record. Bases 1 to 1464 code for a protein of 487 amino acids. The transcript is spliced from 4 exons.
AUGCCUGCGAACCUUGCAGACGAAGGAAGAAGAAAUGUGAUAGAAUAUCGCCGACAUGUAGCUUAUGUAGGAAGUACGCUGCGCUCCUGGUCCGAGUUAAUACCCAUUAUUGGCAAAUACUUGCGCUUCUUGUUCCGGACAACACUGACCAAAGACAGACAACUUCUCCGAUGCUCAUACCCUAAGGUUGGCCGAAAUUCACAGCUUAAAGCCCUACGCGAACGACUUCGGGUGCUCGAGAAUGUCAUUGCAACGAAGGACAGUUGUGCAUUUUCCCAGCAACAGGAUAUGCAAAUUGCUGCGGCCUUGGUCACUGCUCCAACCAUUCAGGAGAUUGAGCUUCCCCAAAUAUACCCUAUUGAAUCGCAGUGGUAUAUGCCUGAACUGCUACGAUUUUAUAGCGAGUCUAUAGCUAUACAGCCCCGAAGAGACACACAACUUAGCAGCCUGCAGAAUAUAUGGAUGACAACAGCCUUAAUGGAUGAAUGUAUGUUUCAUGCUACGCUAUACGCCGCAUCUGCAUAUCUAGACCUGCUCCGGGGGCAAAGCGGAAAUGUUAUUACUCUAUACCACCAGACGGAGACUCUCAGACUGCUAAGCAGUCAACUGGCAGCUGCUAAUAUGCAGGUUACGGACGCCUUGAUUGCCGUUACAAUGACUCUGGCCCAGACUGAGGCUCUCCUUGGAAAUACAUGCGUCUCCAGCACCCAUAAUACCGGGCUACAUCACCUGGUAAAAAUAAAAGGUGGCCUUGAAAACCUGGGCAUGGAUGGUGUACUUGCGGAGUUGAUUUAUGUAGGCGAUGCUAUGGACUGCCUUCUCUAUGGCACUGAACAGUCAUUCCAAGGCGCCAAUCCUACACCCCCGCCAAUGGCACUCAUAUCAAAUGCUAUAUCUUGGGAGGCUUCCGCACAGAUACCAUCAGUUACCGGUCGAGGUUCGGCCAGUAUUCUGGGACUAGUACAGCAGUCAAUGCUUCUAAUUGAUAGCUUACCCAGCGCAUCUGUGGAAGACGUUAUAGACGCUUCCUUCUUCCAGAAGCUCAUCCAUUUACAGGAUGAAUUUUCAUCUCUAUGCAGGGAUAUUACCGUUGACGUCCCCUCGCACUCAUCCUCUACCGAAUUUUACAUAAAUGAAUGCUGCCGCCAGACAGCAUUGCUGCAUUGGAACCUAGUUAAUGAUAAAGGUAUUUUUCCUACUGAGGACACAAUACCAAUUGAUGCCCGGGAACUUAAAGUGGCUAUGGAGAAAAUGGACACUCCUGCAUGGUCCAAGGUUGCUCCAAGGGUGUUCAUCUGGGCUGGAGUGACUGGGGCAGCAGCUUCGAAGGACUAUGCAGAGCGUGCAUGGUUUGCAGCUCGUUUAGGCCCAGUAGUAAUGGCUCAAGGAAGGAGUGGGGUUCCCACUCUUAGGCAAGGAAUGGCUCUUUAUCGAUGGCUGAAGACACUAGUUCCAGUGUGGUAG